Osmia bicornis bicornis is the source of this 1595-nucleotide messenger RNA. RefSeq lists its product as uncharacterized. The coding region runs from base 398 to 1063 and encodes 221 amino acids. NCBI's taxonomy places the organism in Eukaryota, Metazoa, Arthropoda, Insecta, Hymenoptera, Megachilidae. The transcript has 3 exons. The record is from RefSeq and is a predicted model, not a curated record.
CGUAUAGUCGAUAAGUCAGACGGUAAAACAGAUUAUCGAUAAAUUAUCGACGUCUGACCGCGUAUGCGCCACGGCAACCCCAAUGAACACGUGGUGGGGUGAAGUUCUAGAGCGGGGAUGCUGGACCGUCACGUGAUGGGGAAUUCCACUUCCGCUCCGGCAGGCGAACGGAGCAGUUGGGUGUGCUGAGGGAGCUGGGAAUUCGCCGUGUAUAGGGUCUUUAUAGGGGAAAUUUACUCUGAAAAGUGAGAUAAGGUUUUUUAGUAGUGGGAAAAUCGUUAAUUGUGCCUGUGAAGGGGGGAGUGGGAGAUAGUGACUUUCUUUUUGUCCUGGGCUGAGUUUUCUCGGUCCAGGGAUAGAGAAACGGAGGGAGGGUGCCCUCCCAAGUGGCCGAGCCAUGCCGCUUGGGAGCAGAAAACGGAGAAUAAAAGAAAAGUUGAGAAUUAAAAGUAAAAGCUGUGGUGAAAACGAUGAAGUGCAUGUGGACUGUGAUCUAAAUCUGGAAAAACCUAGUAGUGAUGGCGAGUGGGAAGCGGAAUAUCUUGAGGAAGAUGUUGAAGCAAGGGAAUUUUUUGCCGGAAAAACGGCCAACGUAAAAACACCUCAGAGGGAGCUGAAGGUGGCGGAUAUUGUGGCGGAAUUCGAACAUAGGGAUUUAGGAGAAGUAACCAAUCAGCAGGAGCCGUGUAAAGCACGGAUGGAAACGAAUAUAGAAGAAGCAAGCUUAGUAGUUGGCAACAUUGAAAUUGAAACAGAAGGACCGUUAGGAUCUGGAAGCGUCGUAGUUGGAAACGUAUUAGAAUGCCCUGAUCAGACAAAGGUGGAAUCAAGAAGAAAAAGGCUGAGGACCACAAGUGAGGAAGGUACGGAAGAAAGUACACAAGAUAAGGAAGCAACGUUGGAAAGAGACUCUGUGGAAUCGCCAAGGAUUUUUGGAAACUUGGAAGCUUCAGAAGAGAACGGACUACCUAACAAAGGAACGGCCGCUCCCCAAUCUGAAUUUAACACAUCGAAAGGGCGGAGCUUGUGUUCAGCGAGAUGGCGGCCGCCAACGAAAUUUUGAGGAGAGCCGAUGCUAGAAACGUUUGCUUCGAUGCGUAUCUGCCACAGCGCAAGAGAACGAGAAAGGGAGUGCUUACGGAUUGGGAAGAAUCAGUCGAUGCCCUUGAAGAGGCGCUCAUGCCAGGACAACCGGAAGCAAAGUUCGAAAGACUGAAAAGGAAGACGAAUAAAGAUGGGAAAAUAGAAUGGGUUGAGGGAAUUGCCAUUUUGGCAACUUUCAAGGGGGAUCAAUUGCCAAAGGAAUUGUGGAUUGGCUACGGUCAUGUGAGCGUUAGGGUUAUACCGUACGUUGAAUCGGUUAAAUAAUGCUAUAAGUGUUUUGGAUUCGGUCAUGAGCAACGACAAUGUAGAAACAAGUUCAGAAGGUGUAUCAAGUGCCUAGAAAAUGAACAUGGCCCGUGUGAAAGGCCAGUGAAGUGUCUAAAUUGUGGGGGAGAUCACACUAGCCUAUCAAAGGGCUGCUGGAAAUAUCAAAGAGAAAAAGCUAUGUGAACCUGGCACCCGACUUUUAAAAAAUUAACUUUUUUUUUUCA